GUGAAGUGCCCACAAGAGGCAGGGAGAGGACAAGUGUGAGGGACAACAAGCGAUCAAGAGCCAGGCAGGCAGGCAGGAGAGAGUUACGCUGCUUGUUAUUCCGGAGAAUGGACUUAUUCAGCUGAGACUUCAUUGAAGAAGGAAACCAUACCAGAGUUGUGGUACUGUGCUAUGACCAAGUGCAGUAAGAAGGAUGUCUACAGUGUCUACCACUGAUAAUGAUUAUGGAGAAAGAUUUUUUCUGCACAUACCGACCUCACUGGUUGAUCAGAACAGGACUCAACCAGACAGCAGGCUUUGGAAAGACCAAGACAUUGGGAGGAAAGCAAGAUCUCAGCACAAUUACUCGGGGUCCCAUGACGGAGCAGCUCACAGCUACUGGAAUGGAAGUGUGAAAAUAGAAAACAGCCUCUUCUUUUCAACCAGCCCAAACCUGGCAGAGCAGCAUGUGGCGAAGCGGAAGAAAGGGCCUGCCCCGAAGAUGCUGGGGAAUGAGCUGUGCAGCGUGUGUGGGGACAAGGCCUCCGGCUUCCACUACAAUGUGCUGAGCUGCGAGGGCUGCAAGGGCUUCUUUAGACGGAGCGUGAUCAAGAGCGCACAGUAUUCCUGCAAGAACGGUGGCCAGUGCGAAAUGGAUUUGUACAUGCGCAGGAAGUGUCAGGAUUGUCGGCUCCGGAAAUGUCAGCAAGCGGGAAUGUUGGAACAAUGUGUCCUGUCAGAAGAACAGAUUCGACGGAAGAAGAUGAAGAAGCUGGAGGAAGAAGUGCUGAAAGCAGUGAAGGUGACCCCAGGUUCUCUGUCUGGCUGGGACAUUCCAAUACUCAAUGUGGCACAAGUUGAGAUGAUCAGCAGACUGGUCACUGCACAACGACAGUGCAACACGCGUUCCUUUAGUGACCGACUGAAAGUGACUCCAUGGCCAUGGAGUGUCGAUUCCCACAGUCGUGAGACGAGGCAGCAGAGAUUUGCACACUUCACAGAACUCGCAAUCAUCUCAGUCCAGGAAUUGGUUGACUUUGCAAAACAGGUGCCAGGAUUCCUUGACCUCACCCGUGAAGAUCAGAUCGCUCUGCUCAAGACGUCCACUAUUGAGAUAAUGUUGCUGGAAACCUCACGAAGGUAUAACCCUGCGAUAGAGUCCAUAACCUUUCUGAAGGAUUUCAGUUAUAGCCGAGAAGACUUCGCCAGGGCAGGACUACAGUUUGAAUUUAUCAAUCCCAUCUUUGAGUUCUCAAGAUGUAUGAAUGACCUACAUUUGGAUGAUGCUGAAUAUGCUCUUCUAAUCGCCAUCAAUCUCUUUUCAGCAGACCGCCCGAACGUUAAUGACCAUGAACUAGUGGAAAGGCUACGGCAGCCUUACGUUGAGGCUCUCCGCUCCUACACACAGAUAAAACGACCGGAUGACCGCCUGAUGUUCCCACGGAUGUUGAUGAAACUGGUCUGCCUGCGCACUCUGAGCAGCGUCCAUUCGGAGCAAGUUUUUGCACUACGGCUGCAGGAUAAAAAAUUGCCCCCCCUCCUGUCAGAAAUCUGGGACAUGCAGGAAUGACUGUGAGACUGACCUCGAGGGACCCAUCUCACUCAGCCAGGGAAGCAAUGCCAGGGGUGCGUGGGGUAAGGGGUCAACUCACAGGGAAGAUACAAAGAGCACCAACUACAAUUAUCAAUGCAACGGUCUUACCGAGCUGAGAGAUGCUUUCAAAUGAUUUUUUAUGUGGGAUACAGAGAUGCAAUUUGCUAUGCUUUGAUAUAACUCAUUAGAUGAUUGGUCUAUUUUCCCCAUGUUGUUGUCAGACUGCACAGGGGCCCACAGAAGCAGGUGAGGGUCUAGCAGGCAGUGGCAAGAUAGAGCAUAGAGUCAGCUGCACCCGUCUUUGUGCCACAGCCAGAGGCUGGCUUUGGAAAUGCACUUUACUGAUCACUGGAUGGCACUGGAAAGCCAUAAGGGAUCUGCAGGUGAAUGACAAGGAUCACGGACAUACUCGACCAGAAACCAUCAUCUUUCAACUAAUGCACUAAAAGCAAACUAACUCCUGCACCACGAUAUCUGUCUGUCAUGUUAUUGAAUCCGGGCUGGUAUUUAUUUGGGGUCAUUCUCAGUCGGUUCUUGUGGAAUCAGUCACUUCAGGACAUUAAUUACUUUCACAAACUGAUUGAAUCAUAGAGUCAGAGAAAAGGGUCCUUAUGCAUGCUAACUGCCUAUCUUCCUUCUCUCCAGAGAUGCUGCCUGUCCCGCUGAAUUACUCCAGCAUUUUGUGUCAAUCUUCGGUGUAAACCAGCAUCUGCAGUUCAUUCCUACACAUACCUAUCCAACGCACAGGACUGGCUCCAUACCAUAUGUGAUUAGUACCUAUUUAACAUACAGGGUUCGUCACUCUCAGAUUGAUGUCUGUUCCUACCAGGAGUAGGUUAUUCCUAGUCAGAUUUUUUACACGAUUGUUCUCAAACUGAGUCAUAGAAUCACACAGAACCUAUCGCACAACUCUUCCAUACCAGCAACUGUCUUCCUGAGAAGUCCCAUUUACUUACAUUUGACCUCUAUCAUUCCAAACUUUUUCCAUCUAUGUAUCUAUCUAAAUGUCUUUUAAACUUGUAGUUGUACCUGCCUCUACCACUUCCUCUGGCAGCUCGUCCCACAUACCCAUCACCCUCAGU
Molecule: messenger RNA, 2655 nt
Organism: Amblyraja radiata (thorny skate)
Lineage: Eukaryota; Metazoa; Chordata; Chondrichthyes; Rajiformes; Rajidae
Product: oxysterols receptor LXR-alpha-like
Exons: 10
Coding region: 194-1549 (451 amino acids)
Biological process (GO): negative regulation of transcription by RNA polymerase II; positive regulation of transcription by RNA polymerase II; cell differentiation
Cellular component (GO): RNA polymerase II transcription regulator complex
Molecular function (GO): zinc ion binding; nuclear receptor activity; RNA polymerase II cis-regulatory region sequence-specific DNA binding
Source: RefSeq, a predicted model, not a curated record